AUGAAAUUGACUCCAUUAUCUUCCCGGAAUACCUUCUUUCUUCUUCUUCUUCGCCUCCUUCUCCGAUCGAUAAUCGCCGCCGACGACACACAACAUGCUAUCGCCGUCAACUGUGGUUCCCUUUACAACUCCACAGCCAUUGACGGCAGACAGUGGGUUGGAGAAACAGAUUCUGCUACCAUCGUUUCUUUUCAAGGAUCUGGAAGUAAAUCAGUGGUCCCUUCUUCCUCCGAUGACCACCCAUCACAAUCUCUCGAUCCCACUCCCUACAUGACAGCUCGAGCUUCUCGCUCAUCCUUCACUUACACCUUCCAUGUCGGCUCCGGCUACAAGUUCAUCCGCCUUCAUUUCUACCCAGCUUCAUACUCUGCUUUCAAAAGGUCAGCCGCCUUCUUCACCGUGAAAUCAGGUCCGUAUACUCUCCUCAACAAUUUCAGUGCGUUCUUAGCCGUCGAUUCUCUUAAUUUGAAAUCAAUCGUAAAAGAAUUCACCCUUUAUGUCCCUGACGACGGUAAACCCUUAUCAAUUACUUUCUCCCCCUCAAAAGAAAUCAUCCCUUCGGAUGAGACAUUUGCGUUUGUUAAUGGAAUUGAAGUUGUUCCCAUGCCUCUCGGACUUUACUACACCAUGGAGGGAGAUGGAGAUGCAGGGACAUAUUUGGUAGGACAUAACUAUCGAUUUCCCCUGGGCAAAGACACUGCAAUGGAGAUGGCCUAUCGGUUAAACGUUGGUGGCAUCAAACUUUCAUCCGUCCAUGACCCAAGUAUGUUCAGGGAAUGGACUGAUGAUUCAAACUAUAUCAUGGAAUCAAGUGUUUUUCCCAUCAAUUCCAUAAAUAGGAUCAAGUAUACGAAAACAUCUAAAGAUGGUGCACCACAAAGACUUUACCAGUCGUCUUGGUCAAUGAAGGGAAAUUUGCAAGAUGGUGAAGGAGUUAGUUUUACAUGGAAGUUGCCCGUCGAUUUGGGUUUCAGGUAUCUAAUUAGAUUGCAUUUUUGUGAGCUUGAUUAUGAUGCUGUGAGAGGGAACGAGCAUAAAGAGUUCAAUAUUCUCAUAAACAAUCACAUGGUUGAGUCGAAAGGAGAUUUGAUCAAAUGGGGCGGUGAAAUUGGGGUUGCAAUCCAUAAAGAUUACUUGACAACAUUAAGAGGAGACAGAAUGAUGGGCAAGAGAGACCUAGUUGUCGCUUUGUACCCAAACAACGAAGAUCAAUCAACUGAAUUCAUUGACUCAAUUCUUAAGGGGAUUGAAGUUUUCAAACUUAGCAACACUGAUGACAAUCUUGCUGGAGGGAAUCCAGUACUCUUCAAUCCUCGUGUUUCGACAAAUCGAAGGCAUAAAAUCCCAACAAUAGGUAUAAAUGAGAUUAUAAUUUUGUACAUACUUAUAGUGGUCAUUGUUCACCAACUUUGCGAAUGGAAAGAAGGAAGUUUGAGUAAAAAUCCAUCUCUAAUAGACAAUGAUUUGUGUCGUAGAUUUUCAUAUGCUGAGAUCAUAAGCGCAACUAAAAACUUUGACAAGAAAUUAGAGAUUGGACAUGGGGGUUUUGGUAUGGUCUACAAAGGGGAUAUAAAUGUUAUUAAUGGUAAGGCUAAAAUGACAGUAGCAAUUAAGAGGUUAGAUUCUAAAUCUAAGCAAGGAGAGAAAGAAUUCAUAUCAGAAAUUAAGAUGCUUUCCAAACUUAGACACAAACACAUUGUUUCUUUGAUAGGAUACUGCAAUGAUGGCAGUGAGAUGAUACUUGUUUAUGAGUACAUGGAACGUGGCACUCUGGCGGACCAUCUCCACAAGAAUAAACGUGGUGGUAGUAGCAAAAGAGCAUUGCCUCUUCUUACUUGGAAGGAAAGACUCAGUAUAUGUUUGGGUGCUGCUCGUGGGUUAGACUACUUGCACAACAAUAAUGUGCAAGAAGUCAUACAUCGAGAUGUGAAGAGCGAAAAUAUUUUAGUGGAUCUAAACUGGAUGGCCAAAAUUGCUGAUUUUGGCAUAUGCAAAGUUGAAUCUACAAGCCAUACAUAUACAAGUACUGAGGUAAAGGGAACUAUUGGCUACAUAGAUCCAAUGUACUCCUCGACCAAAAUGCUAACCAAGAAAUCAGAUGUGUAUUCUUUCGGUGUUGUGUUGUGGGAAGCGUUAUGUGGCAGACCAGCCCUUGAUAAUAAAAUCGACGACGAACAACAACAUAGUCUCGUUUUGUGGGUUCAGCGAUGUUGCAAGAAUGAUACAGUCCACAAAAUAAUUGAUUCUAGUAUGAUGGGACAAAUCUCAACUGAUUCUCUCCGGGUGUACAUUAAACUUGCCUUGGCAUGUUUGGACGAAGAAAGUAAUAGACGACCUACAAUGGCUAAAAUCAAAAAGGAUCUUGAAUAUUUAUUGUCUGAUGGUCUCAAUUUCUUAAGUGCCGCUGAAAAGGCUAUAACAGAAUUUGAAAGACAAAUUAGACUAAGGAUGACAAUGGACAAGGCACUACGAAUAUUAAAGAAAAGACUGUUGAACUUUAACCAAGAAAUCAACCUGGAAUUCAAGAAAGAAAGAUGA
Molecule: messenger RNA, 2538 nt
Organism: Impatiens glandulifera
Lineage: Eukaryota; Viridiplantae; Streptophyta; Magnoliopsida; Ericales; Balsaminaceae
Product: receptor-like protein kinase FERONIA
Exons: 2
Coding region: 1-2538 (845 amino acids)
Biological process (GO): protein autophosphorylation
Cellular component (GO): plasma membrane; plasmodesma
Molecular function (GO): transmembrane receptor protein tyrosine kinase activity; ATP binding
Source: RefSeq, a predicted model, not a curated record